UUCGCCACAUCACACAGAGUCACGGAUAGAUAGAUACACACAUUCUCUCUCCUCUUUACUUUCUCUUUUUAUCACUUUUUCUUUCUUCUUAACAAAUAAAAAAAAAAAUGGAUCUCACUGCCAGUUCCCGCCACCGCCGUUCACCACCAUCUUCCUCCUCUGACCGCCUCCUCGGCCUCUUCGCCGUUUCACCCUCACAUUUACCUUCCGCAUCCGCCGCCGGCGAUGAGCUCAAUGAAGCAGAACUCUUCUACGCCGUCGACGAAGCUUCCGAGCUGGAGAAUCAGUUCUCGGCAUGGCCACCGGCGAACAACAACGACCACCGGAGAGUCCACCAAAACUCCGGCAUCCUCGCGGCGUUACCAGAAUCCAAUCGUUUAGCAGUUCUUCGCCGGAAACCGUCGUCAUCUUCGACGUCAACGAUGACGAUUCCUUCGAUCCCGAGGCCGAACGGCGACAGUUACUUCUCCCAGUCGGUUCCCGGCGGCGGCUGUGGAGGCCGGAAGUUUCAGCAGUCUGAUCCGGUGAAGGUUCCGGUUGCUGCAGCAAAAACGAGAAAGAAUGCCGGCGAUCUUGCCGAUGUGGACGACGGAUACGACGACGAUGACGAAAUGCUGCCGCCGCACGAGAUCGUAGCGCGAAGCUCCGGCGCUCUACCAAAUACGACGUCGUUUUCGGUGUUGGAAGGCGUCGGUAGAACUCUCAAAGGAAGAGAUCUUCGCCAAGUGAGAAAUGCAAUUUGGCGCAAAACCGGUUUUCUUGAUUGAUACUAAUGAAGUAAUGAUAUUAUUAAUCAGUUAAAAACUCAAAAUUAAGUUAAUAAGUUAAUUAAUUAUUAGUAGUGUUUUUUUUUUUCUUUCUUUUAAUUUGAUGAAGCUCAAUUUUGAUAGCUUCACUUAUGGUGACUAACAAGAAUUUUAGUUA
Messenger RNA from Arachis stenosperma, 924 nucleotides. RefSeq names its product protein S40-7-like. Bases 108 to 767 code for a protein of 219 amino acids. The transcript has a single exon. The record is from RefSeq and is a predicted model, not a curated record. NCBI's taxonomy places the organism in Eukaryota, Viridiplantae, Streptophyta, Magnoliopsida, Fabales, Fabaceae.